UCGAAAACGUCACCCGCGUCAUCGCAUCGUUCGACUUGUAUUUUAAUUUCAGUUUGAAACACUCCCAUUAUAUAUUUCCUAUUUGUAUAGUUUUCGGGUAUCCAAUGCCGCAGUAAUAAUAGUUUUUUUUCUAAUUCGCCUGAUAUGUUUUUAUGACGAUAUAUUAAGGAGUCCAGGCGAAAUGUCGAAGGCCGCGCUCAUUCCAGAAUGUAAAAAGGAUAUAGGAGGUGUGAAAGAAGAUAUAUGUGUACCAGCUAAUGAGAAAAAAGAGGGAGCAAUCAGUUUAUACAGAAGACUUCUGCGUUUGGAUACAUUUAGCAAGAGGAAUACAUUAGACAGCCCAACAGAAAUAGAACCACAAGCGACUUACUAUGGUGUUUAUAUACCAUGUGAAAUUAAAAAAGGACCUGACGAAGAAACAAUACAUGUGUACACUGACAAGUUGGAAGCGUUAGAGCUGUUCCGACGGUACAAAUCAGCCAGGUUCAAAGCCUUCAGGAACCGACAGGAUGCUAUGUCAUUUGCUCUUAGAGGAGCCGAGCCAAUAGACAACCAUGAGGGCAACGGGAAUUCCAUAAUGGGAGAGAAGCCUUAUCCUUUUAAAGCACCGUCACCACAAGAUAUGGUGACAUUAAGGAAGGCCAUUGAGGCUGGUAAGGUCACGGUGGUCAGAGAUAGGAUAUGGGAUAAUCCAAGAUAUCUUGUCAGCAGUGGAAGUACUCCAGCUAUAGUACAGGAGGGUUCCCGCUACAAUGCACUCCAUAUAGCUGCGAAGGCCCUGAAUGCUGAGAUAUGUAAUCUAAUAUUAACAACAGUUGGCAACCCUGCCUUUGUUCAGACUUUGUACGGAAUGGAAACAGACUAUGAGUCUUGUAAGGAAUUCGCAACAAUCCUUCUAGACAGAUAUCUAAACACUCCAGACAAGGCUAUGAACGAGACCCCUUUACACUUUGCUGCCAAGUUCGGUGGUGACGAGGUCGUGGACGUGCUGACUUCAUUUCCACAGUGUAACAAAAUGGCCAAAAAUAAAUACGGGGAAAUGGCGAAAGAUAUCAUAUGUAACCGUUGUACCUCGAACGCCGCAGCGUCGAGGAUUUCAUCUCUGCUGCAAGAUCGGUACUACGUGCCGGUGUUACAAACAGAGGACGGCAGCGGAGCGCCCGCCGUCGGCCGACCCUUCACCCCUAAAGAACCACCGGAUUUGAACCCGGAUCCCCUCUCUCCGAGAUACGAAAUCUUCGCGUUCGCUGGACCCAUGGACUCGCAAUCCGCUGAAGGGUUCAGGAGGAGGUGGAAAACUCCGCCCAGGGGGGGAUUUAGACUCAAAGACAUCAGCAAGGGACUGGAAGCAGUUGGCAGGAACCUAGCUGAGGAGAUGCAAAUAGGAUGGAAGGAGUACUGGGCGUUCCUCGACACGUUCACUGACCUGAGGUCAAAAGAGGGUCUGGAUCUGUUAGAGAGUUACUUGAAGACAAAAUACGAAACCGCGUUCUCGUUGGCAUACAACGACAGCGUCAACACUAACCACGAACUGUCCAUGUCGAGGAUAAGCCUAGGAAACCUAUCACACAACAGUCAACUGGACACAGCGCUCAGCCCUAUCUCAGAACUGUGUGUGGCCAUGAAAACCUGCAGGAUCACCGACGAAGCCUCCAAUUGGCGGAGAUGCGACAGAACGAGGCGCGUGGCCCCACCCAGGACACACCCCAACGGGGAUUCCCCUCAACCGAUAAAUCAAAGGGUCAGCCAGCUGCUGUGCAUCGAACGCACGUGUCAGGUCUUCGCCAAGAGGAUAGCGGACGCCCUCGUAUUCUCUAUAACAGCGGAACCGGAAGUCGCCGGUGAAUCAUUGAAAUCGGAAGCCAAACAUUUGCAGCACACGAUACACACGUACAUGGGCGACGAGAGGUUCAAAGAGAUCAACUUCGCGUUGAUACAUUCAAGGCUGGCGCAGCUCGUCGUGUUCAACUUGACGCAGAAGACCAAGGACGCCGACGACAUGAACUAUCUGAUAGACGUGCUCGGCGAUCUGCGCUGUCUCGACGAAGACGUGUGCAGUUCGGACAGCGAAAGGAAACCCAUCGCGUACAGAAAUAAUAGAGGCAAAGACAAGCACGCCACAGACGGACACGUGAGGUGUGUCUCCGGCUUUAUAUGCGAUGAGCUGGCGGACACGGCUAGGAGUAAACCACCGGCGGGGUCGGAUGUAGAGUGUGUAGAGAUAUGGAAGAUGGCGGCCGGUUGUAGCUGUAGUUGGCAGAUUGAUGUGUUCGAGCGGAGCGGGAAGAGGAACUCCUUCAGGAAGAACAGGUCGAAUCUCUCCACCAGCUCCAAAAACGACAGCUUCAUACGGCGGCUGACAUACGACUACGAUAUAGGUGACGGCAAACUUCAGAACAGUGAAGUACAGAAACCAUUAAGCGUGAACUCUCCCGCCGGAGAUAAUCUUUACACUUUGGACGUAGCCAAGUGUCAAGUUGUAGAGGCUGAGAUAUCGGACGAUGAAUCGGUCGCGUCCUGCCAAUCGGAUUCGGACGCGUAUGAGACAGCUGAAAAUGACUCGGAUGACGACAUGCAAGACGCCAGCGAUAGAGCUGUCACUGAACCAUUUAUAUACGGCGAGGAACCUUCGAAGAUGGACAGGCUCGUGUAUGACGCGAUCUCGUCCUGCGAGAUAACGGCCGACGAAUACCCCAGCGUGUACCGAUGGAGACAUUGUGUGGCGCUGUACCCAAAAACAGAGAGGGAAAGUUGGCGAGCCACCACGAACCUAGACGAAUCAGUGUCAUCUAUGUCUUGGACUGUGGGGGAGUCGCCGCGGACCAACAGACCGCGGUGUAGUACACCGCACAAGGAUAGAGAUAUAAGAGAUACGAGAGACUCACACGCCGAUAAGACUCUGCCGUUACAGGUUUCGAACUGGCUGCGAGUGACGGGUCCAAAUUCGCCGCGCUCGGCCCUCGUGUCGAAAAACGUCAACCAAAACGUCAGCUUCGGAUUCUGAGCAGCGUUAUGAACAAAAAAAAGCAGCUUAAACAUUACAUAUUGAUGACGAAUAUAUAGCACAUACAAUAUAUAACAUCAGCUGUGACUGUCACAAACAAAUGAUAUAUUUUAUUAGGUAAAUUCAUGUUGUUGAAAUCCUCACGUGACCGAAACCAUGGCCUUGGUUGAAAUAAGUGUUACGGAUAUAACAUAAUGAAUGGGAGAAAUUUUCGUAUAUUUACCUAGCAGCCGGCGGUCACUGAACACUCCUGAUGGUAUCUUGUGAUAGUAAAUUUAACGCGUCUGACGUGGAUAUUAACGAAUUAUUAAUGAAGUAGUUCGCUAGGUUAAGGCUGUAGCGUUGUACACAGGUAUAGCUAUACGUAUAUGUAAUAUAUUAAGUCUCGUAUUUAGUUACUCGUCUCGCUCGCCCGGGUUAGUCGCUCCUUGCAUUUCGGACGGUACAAUUCCACUUCACCGGUUCAAUGUUCAUGUUAGCAUUUAUCUUUAUUCUUGUACAGCGGGAGGUCGGAGCCGCGCCGUGUUUGGAUUAUAUAAUGUUUGUACUUUUAUAAUGAUAAAUUGAUGUAAAUAAUUGUACGUGUUUUUUUGUUUUUUAAUAUUUUAUUUCUAAUAAACUAUUAUUCUAUGAUGA
Molecule: messenger RNA, 3640 nt
Organism: Danaus plexippus (monarch butterfly)
Lineage: Eukaryota; Metazoa; Arthropoda; Insecta; Lepidoptera; Nymphalidae
Gene: Ankle2
Product: ankyrin repeat and LEM domain-containing protein 2 homolog
Exons: 14
Coding region: 182-3004 (940 amino acids)
Biological process (GO): negative regulation of phosphorylation
Cellular component (GO): endoplasmic reticulum
Molecular function (GO): protein phosphatase 2A binding
Source: RefSeq, a predicted model, not a curated record